Messenger RNA from Strongylocentrotus purpuratus (purple sea urchin), 4783 nucleotides. Its product is annotated as paxillin. The record is from RefSeq and is a predicted model, not a curated record. The transcript has 6 exons. Lineage: Eukaryota; Metazoa; Echinodermata; Echinoidea; Camarodonta; Strongylocentrotidae. The coding region runs from base 63 to 1397 and encodes 444 amino acids.
GAGGAGGAGGAGGAGGAGGAGGAGGAGGAGGAGGAGGAGGGGGAGUCAGUGACCUCAAUGACAUGCUAGAUGACCUUGUAGGCACUGUCACACCAUCUACUUACACAGUGGAGACAACUACCAAGACUUACACCACACACUCCCAACCACCAGUACACUCCCAGCCCCCCAAGGCCCAGCCUGCCCCGCCUACCCACUCUGCCCCGCCCACUCACUCUGCCCCGCCUUCCCAGCAGCAGCACCAGCAGCCAAUGAGUAGAGUGAUGACAAACAGCACCCAUGCCCCGCCCCAAGCCAGUCAGCCUCAGAUCAGUCAGCCACCUCUGAGGACCGCUUCAUCAGCUACCAAGGAACUGGAUGAUCUCAUGGCAUCACUCUCAGACUUCCAGCUGUCACCAACCGACACAGUGCCCCCUGAACCUGCCUACGCCCAGCCUCACAAAGUCACCCCACCCCCGAAGCCCGCCCACCCUGCCCCUAACAUGGUUAACAUCAACAACACUCCUGCACAGCACCCAGCCCCACCAGCUCAGCAGUACCCACCCCAGCACCCAGCACCACCUGCCCAGCACCCUGCUCCACCGGCCCAGCAGAGCUAUGCCCCUUCCCAGCCCAGUCAGCUGGAUUCUAUGUUGGGUCAUCUCAACUCUGAUGUUAGCAGGCAGGGAGUGCAGACCAUGGCUAAGGGAAUGUGUGCAGCAUGCCAGAAACCUAUAGCUGGACAGAUUGUGACAGCUUUAGGACAGACGUGGCAUUCAGAGCACUUUGUUUGCGCUCAGUGUCAGAAAGAGCUCGGUUCUCAGACGUUCUUUGAGAGAGACGGACAAGCGUUCUGUGAGGAGGACUAUCAUAACCUCUUCGCUCCUAAAUGUGCCUACUGCCAUGGACCUAUCAAGGACAGGUGUGUGACAGCUUUGGAUAAGACCUGGCAUCCAGAGCACUUCUUCUGCGCUCAGUGCGGUAAGACGUUCGGUGAGGAUGGCUUCCAUGAGAAAAACGGCCGAGCGUACUGUAAGGAGGAUUACUUUGAUAUGUUUGCACCUCGGUGCGGAGGAUGUAACAGAGCUAUCAUGGAGAACUUCAUCACAGCAUUGAAUGCACAGUGGCAUCCAGAGUGCUUCGUAUGCUCAGACUGCAGAGUACCUUUCAACGAGGGUGAUUUCUUUGAUCAUGACGGAGUCCCAUACUGUGAGAUCCACUACCAUGCUGUACGGGGCUCCCUCUGUGCCGGCUGUAACAAGCCAAUCACAGGCCGCUGCAUCACAGCCAUGCAACGCAAGUUCCAUCCGGAGCACUUUGUCUGUGACUACUGCCUGAAGCAGCUCAACAAGGGAACCUUCAAGGAACAGAACGGCAAGGCAUACUGUCAUUCAUGCUUUGUCAAGCUCUUCAACUAGAUAGCUUUGAUAGAGGGCGGUCUGUAGGGGUCACAGCUCAAGAGACCAACAGCCCAUGAGACCGACAAGAGUCUUGCAGAUCUUCUGAAAGGUUAUCUUUAGGGUCAACGAGACUGACAAUGCCCAUCUGGUGGACUUGCUGAAAAGCUCUCUGAGAGUCCACAGGACCAACAGCUCAUAAGACGGCAUAUCAGUCUUGUGGUCCUGCUGACACUUUUUAUAAAGGUUCAGGUGGGCGUUUCACAAAGCCUUUUUCAAUGACAAAUGACAAAAAUCAGUGGCAAAUCUGCUGAUAACCAAUCAGAAGCAAGGAUUUCAGUAGCUUAAAACAAAAACUGUCAUUUGUCACUGAUGACAAGUUUUGUGAAACGCCCCCUGGAGUCUAACAUUGUGAGUCUGGUGAGCUGUUGAUCUCCUGGGAUGUCCCGGUCCUAAGGUUUCCUUGGUCAUGUAUCAUACAUGGAGACUUCCCUAAGAUGUUGACUUGGGACACAUUUCACAACGCCUUUUUUAAUGACAAAUGACAACAAUCAGUGACAAAUCUGCUCAUAAACAAGGAUUUCCCUAGCGUAUAGCAAAAACUGUCAUUUGUUACUGAUGACAAGUUUUGUGAAAUGGGGCCAUGGUCUUCAUUUUUAUAUUUUGCUUGUAGAAAAGUCAGUCAGUCUACCUACAAUAGAUAGUGAAUGCUAUGAUAAAAUGAUGUCUGAAUGGUGCUUGGAGCAACUUAAGGAAUGUUUCAUUCCUCUUCAUCUACACUGGGUUGGAGAGACAAUGGAAAAUAAAUGCCUCGUCUAAUAAAACCAGGGCCCACUUUCACAGAACUUUUCAUCAGUGACAAAUGAUAAUGUGGUGAAAUUCUUUCUUCUGAUUGGUUAUCAGCUGAUUUGUCACUGAUUUUUGUCAUUUGUCAUUGAAAAAAGGGCUUUGUGAAACGGGGUCCCAGGUGUGUGCAAUUAAGUCUUACAAUAAAUUGCAUUGGAUCACUGACUUGAUUUAAUUACAAACCACAUCUUUGGGGAACUUAUCUUAAAUUUUCAGAAACGAUAGAAUAUAUACAUGUAGAUAAUUUGCUCUCAGUUGUUGUAAGAUAGGAAUUAUCAGAACACAAAAGAUCCUGAAAUUAUCUGAAUUUUGAUACAGUUGAAACAUUGUAGUCCAGGCAAAUGAUAUGUCUUCUGAUUAGUGAUACAUUUCUGUCUAUCAUUAGUAUACUUGCAAAAUAAAUGCAAGUCAUUUUAUGUUGUAAGAGAUCAUGUGUGACAUUUUAAAAAUCUAUUUCAGGAGUUGAAAUCUUUUCUCUCUGGUUGGGAGCUCGUUUCUUGAUCUUGACAAAAAAGAUGGAAUUCUUUCUCUAUUCAUUGUCACAAUUCUUUGCCUUUUUUUAUCUGUCAUAAUGUUUAUAAUGAAUGAAUGAAUGAUAUAUUACUGAAUAUUACAGUACUGUCUAAGUUAAUGUUUACAAUGAUAAAUUAUAUAUUAUGUCUUGCGCAUUGCUACAUUUUAGCAUUAUAUGACAAUGCUAAUUCAAAAACUGUAUAUAUUUUGACAUCUUUCUUUUCUUCUAUUUUAUUGAUAUGUAACAUGCUUUAUGUUAAUUGAUUUUUUUUUCUUGAUAUAGCUGCUUUCUACUUGCAUCCAUAUAUUUUUCAGUUCAAUUCUACAAAUUAUACAGAAGAGGCGAUAGAAAUGAUUGUAACAGAAUACCAAAUAUAUAGAGAGAGCUAUUUCUUCAUUUUUAUGAGUAGUAGUGUACACCGUACAUGUAUAUAGAGUGUUUGAGAACUGCAUUUGCUUUUUAUAUCCUUUUCAAGGAAAAUAUCCUCCUCACCUUCCUUCCUAUCAACACUUGUUCGCUUGUUUUCCCUCCUGUUUUUCCCUCCUGUUUUUAAAAAGAAUAAUGUACCACUGCCAUUAUUGAUGUAAUAUUAGUACAGUUCUUCCAAAAAAAAUGCACUUUUAGUUUUGAUGACCUUGUGUUGUCGGAGGUAGAAUCACGAAUCAGCGACUGGUAGUAACUACAGUUAUGAUUUGUUUACACUCAUCAUUAGGACUGGAGUGGGAAAAGACUAAACUCUGGAUAUUCACAAAGUGAAAUUUAGGUUGUUUUAUAGAGUAAAUUUUAUCUUACAUGAGAACCACUCUUACAUAACAAAUAGGGAUAGGGGAAUUACAUGUAUUUGUGAACGAAUAGUAUAAUUUAUGGAACAAACAUUCAUUUGAUACAGUAUUUCAGUAGAUGCUUUAUGAUGUUAAAUGUUCAGACUUUUAACAAUUGGGCCAUCCCCAAUAAAGAAGUCAAUUGAAAUGGAAGGAAUGUGAUUUGCUGUGCAGAUCAGUUAGACACCUUUAAUUUAGAUUAUGAAAUGUUCAUGAGAAGUUUGGUUUUAGUUACUAGGAGACUGAACAUUAGAGAUCGAUAUGAAAAGAAUUAAUUUGUUUUUUUCUUUUAAACAGAAUGAACAAAUCCAAUUAUUAAAAAAAGUUUUUGUUUGUUUGUUAAAAUUGGCUCUACACUUUCUCUAUUUUUCAUGUUACAUGAAGAACAUUAUUUCUAUACAAAAAAACCCUGAUUAAAAAACAUACGCUGAUGAGGUUUUAGGAAGUGGUUCUACUGUUUCUGUUGUGGUUACAAGUGCCUUGUAUAGAGUAAACUUGGAAAAAUAUUAUCUUCCUGUUAUUAAAUGAUUUCAUUAUUUGUCAUGCAAGUUUAAUACUCAAAAGGAAUUUUUUACAUGUCUUCAGAUUUAUCAGAACAAAAUUAUAUUUUCAUGUAAAUUCUGUUUGCAAUUGUAUUUUUUGUGUCUCUUUAGCAGUUGUACAUGUAUUAAUGGCGAAAAAAAAGAUUUACGUAUAUAAUACUUUCUGCUUUUAUGUAACUACAUGUAAUUUGGUUUAUUUCCUUUUUCUUCUUCUCUCAAUGCAAUACCUGGAAUCAGACCUAUACUCACCAUGUACGUGUAUAUGAUUAGCGUGUACAGCUAAAAGUGAUGAACUGUCUUCUUUAAAGAUAUUCUCCACUUCUGGAUAUUAACAAACACGAUACAAAAAGCUGUUUUAUUUAACAAAAACAAUAUAUAAUUAUGUAUUAAAUAUGAAUCUGCAAUUUCUAUUUCUCUGAAUUUACAGAUAUGGAAGAGUCAUUAAUUACACUGAUGCAUCAAAUCGUCCCUAUUUUCACGAAGUGACGGUAGUGAGGAAAAUCGUCACGCAAAGUGAAUGCAAUUUUUUUUCACUACCGUCACUUCGUGAAAACAGCGACGAAAUUUAUGUGGCUGUUCCAGGGCCUCACACCUUUUAUUUUCUUUUGAGGGGGUUUGGAGUCAUAUUUUGGUCUGUGUGCUCCUGAUUCUUGUUAAGAUUGGAAAUCGUUUAGAAACCUAGAG